Enterobius vermicularis (human pinworm) is the source of this 457-nucleotide messenger RNA. NCBI's taxonomy places the organism in Eukaryota, Metazoa, Nematoda, Chromadorea, Rhabditida, Oxyuridae. The record is from the annotation of a GenBank genome assembly.
AUGCCAAAUGAUACCAUGGGUGGUAACUAUUCCACAUUAACAACUCAGGAUCCAUCUGAGCCAGGAAUUCUUGCAUCCUUCAAAAAUACCAGCACAUCAACACGACAUGGCAUCAGCACUGCCGGUGACAAUUAUGGUGGCUGUAGCAGUGGCAGUGGUGGUGGUGGAAGUGGAUUACAUCGUAUAGCUGGACGUUUUUCUGCUGGAUUUGACGGUGGACAACCAAGACUAAAACGAAGUGUUAGUCAACUGAUGGAACGACAACCAACAAUACAACCGGCUGUACAUACAGAUGCUAUUGGUGUUCUUGCUCCAGUACGUCCGGGUCUUGUAGUUAGCGGUGGACGGGAUAAGUUAAUUGCACUGAACAACGUUGACAAAGGUCGUAGUAUUUUCAAGUGGAAUGGACACGAAAAAGAAAUUACUAAAGUUUGUUCUCGUUUUCUAUUUAUAUGAC